UUCAACAACAUCUCCUCUGACAAUGAUACAUAUCAAACUCGUUUCAUUAGACUCUCUCAUGUAGAAUUUUAUGGCUAUGACCAUAGAGUCUAUUACGGUUACACGUUGGACAUGUGCAGAAACUUAUGUUUGAGUUUGUCUGAUUGCAAAGGCUUUCAGUACAGGUAUCUCGAAGGUGGGCUUUCUUUAAUGAAAGAAUUCAAGCUAACUGCUUAUUUCAGUGCUUGCUAUCCCAAGGUGUUAUUGCUCAAUGGGCGACGUUCACCCAAUGUCGAUACCACAUUAUAUCUAAAAGUUUCUAAAAACAGUCUCCUCUCCAAUGAAGAGGAAUUUUCAGAAUUCGGGUUAAAUUGCUCUGAUGAAAUUCUCAGGCCACUGGAAAGAGCAUAUCCAAAAAGCUCUCAGAAUGAACAGUUGCAAUUGAUAUUAUUGUUUGCCAUUGCAUUAGGGGCAGUGGAGAUAACUGGGAUCUUUCUGGUUUGGUGUUUCAUGUUCAGUUCCUCGCAGAAUUCGAAUGAAGCAUCUCAAGGCUACCACCACCACCACCCUGAAAUAACAGGGUUUAGAAGAUUCACCUAUUCUGAGUUGAAAAAAGCAACAGGAAAUUUCAGUGUAGAAAUUGGAAGAGGAGCAAGAGGAACUGUAUACAAAGCAACACUGCCUGACAAUCGCAUCGCUGCAAUCAAACGACUUAAUAGCAUUGCUAACCAAGGAGAAGCUGAAUUCCUAGCAGAAGUAAGCAUCAUUGGGAAACUUAAUCACAUGAACUUGAUAGAAAUGUGGGGCUACUGUGCAGAAAGAAACCACAGGCUUUUAGUUUACGAGUACAUGGAGCAUGGAUCCUUAGCAGAAAGCCUCUCCUCUAGAUUACUCGAUUGGCCAAAGAGAUUCCAAAUCGCUCUAGGCAUAGCAAGAGGCCUUGCAUACUUGCAUGAAGAAAGCUUGGAAUGUGUUCUACACUGUGAUGUUAAGCCUCAAAACAUACUCCUGGAUUCAAAUUACCAGCCAAAGGUGUCAGAUUUUGGCUUGUCAAAAAUGCUAAACAGAUCAUCAGGUCACCUGAGUGACUCAAGCUUCUCAAGAAUAAGAGGAACUAGAGGGUACAUGGCUCCAGAGUGGGUUUCCAAUCUGCCCAUCACGUCAAAAGUGGAUGUUUACAGCUAUGGGAUUGUGGUGCUUGAGAUAAUCACCGGGAAGAGUCCGGCAAAUGGAGAAAGCAGCAGUAGUGGAGAGGGGAAAGAGCUGCAGAGAGGAUUGGUGACAUGGGUGACGGAGAAUAAAAAAAAUGAAGGAGAAUCAUGGAUGAAAAAGAUUAUAGAUCCAACAUUGAAAGGAGAAUACAAUAAGGGUGAGAUGGAAAUUAUUGCAAAAUUGGCCAUGCAAUGUGUAAAAGAAGACAGAAAUGCAAGACCCGCCAUGAGCAAAGUAGUAGAGAUUCUUCUGCACCGAUCACAAUAUUCUAGCCCAGUCAAAAUUGAUAGGCUAAGCUCCGAGUAAGUGGAUUACCGACCAGCAAUUUCGUUUUGUAAGAAGCUCGUUGUCUUCGCUAAUGUAAUGAUUGCUUUAUUUGAGGUGACAUAUAGUCUUGCUAAGCUCCGAGUAAGUGGAUUACCGACCAGCAAUUUCUCUUUGUAUGAAGCUCGUUAUCUUGGCUAAUGUAAUGAUUGCUUUA
Messenger RNA from Manihot esculenta (cassava), 1672 nucleotides. Its product is annotated as putative receptor protein kinase ZmPK1. The transcript has a single exon. Bases 112 to 1497 code for a protein of 461 amino acids. NCBI's taxonomy places the organism in Eukaryota, Viridiplantae, Streptophyta, Magnoliopsida, Malpighiales, Euphorbiaceae. The record is from RefSeq and is a predicted model, not a curated record. Gene Ontology annotation, molecular function: ATP binding; protein kinase activity. Gene Ontology annotation, biological process: protein phosphorylation.